Messenger RNA from Xenopus laevis (African clawed frog), 2550 nucleotides. RefSeq names its product transmembrane 7 superfamily member 3-like. NCBI's taxonomy places the organism in Eukaryota, Metazoa, Chordata, Amphibia, Anura, Pipidae. The coding region runs from base 502 to 2202 and encodes 566 amino acids. The transcript is spliced from 12 exons. The record is from RefSeq and is a predicted model, not a curated record.
GUGUGAGUGUGUGUGUGAGGGACAGUGUGUGAGUUUGGAGCUGUGUGAGUGUGUGAGUAAAAGCAAAAGGACGUUGCUGUGUAUCAGGAGUGGACAAGGCCUGGGAAUAGAGCAGGACAAUAAUUAGUGAGUGGAAGGAGGAGCAGAGAAGUGAGAAGUACAUGAGGGAGUAGUAUUGUGUAUCCAGAUAUUACAUAUUGUGUAACAACGUGUUUAGCGACUGUAUAAGGACACGAGUGAGUAAAAGUCAUUAGUGAGAGCAGUAGAAGUUGUGUCAGUAAUGAGGAUUAGAGACUUUUACUUCUCUAUCGUGUGUGAAGAGAAACAGAAGAAUCUCGUGAAGAGACUCAAGCGAGAGAGUGAGCGGGAACGGGAGGGAGACUUGUCCUGGCCGAGGGGGCGGGGCUUGAUCCGGAAGCGGAGACUGAGAGGAUUGGCAGGUGGCAGCGGGUGCAGAGCUGGAGCAGGAGGGCCGGGAUUGUUCAGUGCUGGGCCGGGGAGAUGAGGCCGCCCGACUCCCUCAAGCUGCUUCUGUGUCUCUGUGUUUAUGGCUGGAGGGACUUGUCUGUAUCUUCUGCGGGGCUACUGGAAGUCUCUAUUGGUCAGUUCACAGACCUGAGACUGAAUCACACGGCUCCGACUGAGAUCCUUCUGCGGAACAUUCCGGUUAACGUGUCCUUCGUUCUCUUCCACGUGCACACGCUCUACCAGAAUGUGACAGUUUCGCUCAGCAAGAUUCCCACUGCAAAUGAUUCAGAAACCGGCAGCGACGCAGGAUUACUGAAUGAACUCCGGCCCGUACAGACCAACUGCAGCUGGUACUUGGCAUCCUCCGACCUCAACCAGCUGCUGGCAACGGCGGUGACUGUUCCAUAUGGAGAGAAAGAUCCAGUUCCGGGGGCGUGUAACGUGGAGUUCAGUUUAGAUGUUGAUCCGAACGUUUAUCUGCGAUAUAAUCUCUAUGAAACGGUCAUCACUUUUGCACCAGCCAAUCUGGGAUCUGCCAGAGGGAACAAUGCGCCUCCCUGUGAUAUAAAGAGAGAGCAAGAGACAAGAUGGCGAUUACUAUAUGAUAUUUAUCAGUAUUUCCUGCCAGAGAAUAACCUCAGUGAUACAGUGUUACUCGCUCAUCUGCACAGGAUGUCUAUGGUGCAAGCGAUUAUGAGCAAUGGCAUUAAGCUCCUCACCCUGAACUCUGAGCAGAUGACUAAAGUCUCCUUCUCUUCCAUCCCGGGCCAAGGAGUGAUCUACAAUGUGAUUGUACGGGAUCCGCUGCUCAACACCUCUGCGGCCUAUGUGCCCGUUCAUACGUACGCUUGUAACUUCACCAACGUCAUGGACAACUGCUACACGCUGGGGAAAGCCUCAACCAGAGUGUUUUUCACUUUCUGUGCUCUCUUCGGCCUCUUCAUCUGCUUCUUUGGGCAUCAGUUUCUGAAGACAGAAUUCUUUUUCAUGGGAUUCAUCAUCGUCGGGUUCUUGAUCUUUAUCCUCCUCACCAGAGUGACUGUCAUGGGAUACGACGGCCUCUUGGGAGUAACAUCAGCCUCGGGUAUCAUCGGUGGCCUCCUCUUUGUGGGAUUCUGGUGGAGAUUUGGCUGUCCUCAUGUCUGUCUGCUGCUUGUGGGCCUGGUUCUCGGGUUCCUGACGGCUUCCAUUGUCUUCUUUACACCCAUUGGGGAUUAUGGGACUUUUCAUGAUGACACAGUGUUUUGGCUCACCUUUGCCUGUAUUUCAUUGGUGGUGCCGGUGGCCUUUCUCGUCUCUGCUAAAACUCUCAAUAUAUUCACCUGCUCAGUGGUUGGCUCCUACACUCUGGUUUUGGCCGUAGACAGUUAUGUGUUCACGAGCCUCACCUACAUCACCUUAAACAUUGUAAAGAGGGCGGUAAACCAAGAAUUCAGUAGUGUCUACACCAGUGUUCCCUUCCAGACCAAUGACUUUAUCAUGAUUGCAUUAUGGGUAGUCCUGUAUGUCAGUGGAGUGGCCACCCAGCUGUAUCGGGAGCGAGAGAAGACGCCCUUCCCUCCGACCCCGUACUUGUUGUGGAUAAGAGACAGAGAGCGAAGGAAAACCAACGUCUUGGACCCCAGUUACCACCUCCCGCCGUUAAGAGAACGAAUUCUAAUCCGACUGGCGCAGUUUCGAGAUUUUUUCCGCAGAGAUCAGCCGACGGGUGAACGGUCGCCAUUACUUCUAUAGCCGCGUGGGAAGAGCAGGAAUGAGUUAACUUUGUCUCUGCCAUAAAUCACCGGUGCCAAAAGAAGGAGAUCAUUUCAUAUAUAUAUAUAUAAGUAAAAACACACAAUACGCUCUCUCUUUAUUAUACUAUUACAGCUCACAAGAGUCCGAGGAAGAUGAAAUGACCCCCACGUGGAUGGAUCAAGAUAAGAGAUUUAUGUACCUGCUGAAAUGUUGUAUUUCCUUCUAUAAGGAGCUGAUGUUGUUAUUAAUAUCUGCGUGUCAGUCAUAAAGAUCUCCCAGCUGUAUAAAACUACGGGGUGGGGAUUGUUACUUCUAAUGUUAAUGCAGAGGAGAAAUAGAUUAUAA